Mucor velutinosus is the source of this 1059-nucleotide messenger RNA. RefSeq lists its product as uncharacterized. Gene Ontology annotation, biological process: telomere maintenance via recombination; resolution of mitotic recombination intermediates; double-strand break repair via synthesis-dependent strand annealing. Gene Ontology annotation, molecular function: four-way junction DNA binding; ATP hydrolysis activity; ATP binding. Lineage: Eukaryota; Fungi; Mucoromycota; Mucoromycetes; Mucorales; Mucoraceae. The record is from RefSeq and is a predicted model, not a curated record. Bases 1 to 1059 code for a protein of 352 amino acids. Gene Ontology annotation, cellular component: replication fork; Rad51C-XRCC3 complex. The transcript is spliced from 3 exons.
AUGAACGAAAAAUUGACAGACACUUUACGACAAUUUGGUGUAUUAGACAAGAUAGAAGAGUUGGGCCUUGAUUCGGCUGCUGAUAUAUUAUCCAAAUCCUCAGCAGACUUGCAAAGGUUACUACGCAUAAACAGCCUUCAAGCAUCCUUGAUCUUGCGAAAUGCUUCAAGAGAUGUCUAUGAUUGGAGAAAGAGAAUGAAGACAGGCGAUGAACUGCUGCUACAAGACACACAGAUAUUAACAACGGGCGAUGCCAUCAUGGACCAAGUGCUGCAUGGAGGUAUAUCACUAGGAAUGGUGACAGAGAUUGUAGGCGAGAGCUCUUCUGGGAAGACGCAAUUAGCUCUACAACUUGCAUUGACAGCACAAAAACCCAAAUCAGAAGGUGGAUUGGAGGGGGCAGCCGUCUACAUUCAUUCAGAAGGUCCAUUUCCAUCUACUCGCCUCGAUCAACUCGUCAGUCAAUACCCAGCUUCCAAGCAGCAACAACUCAAAAACAAUAUCCAUACAAUUCGUAUUCGCACCAGUGAGGAACAAUAUCAAGUAUUAGCAUAUCAACUGCCCGUCUUUUUAGAACGACAUCCCAACAUCAGAGUCGUCUUGAUAGACAGCAUCAGUGCCAUCUACCGAAGUGAGCCAGCAUCCGAGAGAAACAAGUUUGACAAGAUGAGCGAGAUCUGUGAAUUGGGUUCCAGGUUGAAAAAGCUGGCAGAUCAGUAUCAAGUCGCUAUUGUGGCAGUGAAUCAAGUGUCAGAUGUAUUUGAAAAGGAAAAGAACGGUAACAGGGAUUACAUUGAUAGCUGGUUAGAUUUCAAGCUUGUCAAUGCGGAUGAGAGCAACACAAUGAUUGGAAUGUUUAUACAGUCUUUACUAAAGAAGCCCGUUUUGGGUUUGGCAUGGUCAAAUUCAAUCAACACGCGCAUCAGACUUGCUCGAUCGCCCAUGCUGGAGAGGAUACAAACGAAAAGAAUUUUGUUUGUCGAAUUUUCGCCAAUUGCCUCGAGAUUGGGGUGUGAAUUGACCAUUGAUGAUAGUGGCAUCCAUGCUACAACCUCUUGA